Messenger RNA from Hyalella azteca, 1142 nucleotides. RefSeq lists its product as uncharacterized. The coding region runs from base 1 to 588 and encodes 195 amino acids. The record is from RefSeq and is a predicted model, not a curated record. The transcript is spliced from 3 exons. Lineage: Eukaryota; Metazoa; Arthropoda; Malacostraca; Amphipoda; Hyalellidae.
AUGACCAUUAAACUGCUAGUGUUCACCUUGCUUGCUGUGGUGAAGGAAACUCUGGGGAGUUCUAGUAGGUACACCUCGGCCCCAGUGCCGGUAGAGACGCUCCUCGCACUUGGCGUGGCAUCCAAGAACUACUCUGGCGUGAACGACGUCCUCUGCGCACUCCGGGCUGCUCUGGACGCUCCACCCUGCCCGGCCCCUUUCGACUGGGUUCCAGACGUCGGUUGUGUGGCUGUGGUUGAGACAAACCGGCCGUACGACGUCGCCAAGACCUCGUGCCCAGGAGGCUCCCAGCUCGUCUCUCUCUACAGCGACAACUUCUUCAAGCUCGCUGCCUACGUGUACCAAAAGUCAUUCGUGCCGAAGGGUUGGUCUGGUGGUUGGUGCUUCGUGGGGCUUCACCGCAACAACCUCGUGUGGACUUGGCGCACCGGCCAAGUCAUGUCCGGCUUGCCUGGUUCAGGACUUUGGGGACCGCUCGAGCCCAACGAUAACUCAGACUGUGCAUUUCUCUUGUUCGUUAACGGAGCCCCUUACCUUGGGGACCGGGCGUGCACAAUUCCUUCAUGGUCUGUGUGUGCACUGCAGUGAUGUCCGGAUGAUGUGUGCACUGCAGUGAUGUCCGGAUGAUGUGUGCACUGCAGGCUAAGUUAUCAGUAACUAGUAGCUUUAAUCUCCGGAUGAUUAAUACUAACAAAUUGAGAUGAUGGCCGAUUCAGAGACGCGGUUCUAGCUGGAAUAAAAUGGCUACUUACUUGAAUGCAUUAUACUAUCUUUCCAUUAUGUUGUCAUUAAAAAGUAACUGUGUCCAGAAAGGACGAACUGGUAAUUACUAACAUUUCAGUCCACUCAUCACUCAUGUACAGUAGUUUUGCACACUUUGCGAUCUCAAAACCACUCUUAAUGUAUAGGUCCGACUAGACUGCUAUAGCCUUGUCUUUCGGCCGGGCAACCCUUUUCGCAUUGACAUUGAAGCGCAAUUUCUCUGGCCCCUGCCAUGGCUGAUAGAUUCUUUUUCAAUACCACGGCCUGACUGAAGUCGGCAAAAAUUGGAUUUGAUAAACUAACGUCAUUCAUCCGCCGCUGGCUGACGUUGGUUAGCUUAUUUUUUCUGUUAGUGUAAAUUUUUCAAACCUUGCGGUUUU